AUGAACCAAACGCCCGCCGGGAAAACUACCGCGGAGUUGUUUCAAAGAGAUUUCCUUUCCGACGACAAACACCAUUUAAACAAGUACUGGAAGAACCACUGGGAGCGGAAGUACGACAAAGACGAGAAGAAACCAACAGGCCGGAAGAAGUUCGGCAGCGAAAGAAGCGUGAAUAAGGAACAGUUUGAUUUCCAGAAGAGUAUCGUGAAAUCACCUCCCUCAGGCUCAAGCUCUGCAACCGUAUCAUCUGACACCGCGUUCAACAAUUUGAAGCAGCAAUCCGGCGCUAUGAGUAAGUGGAAUUUCACCAGAUCCGCGGCGGAAUCGAUUGGCUUUAACAAAUACGGGUCGAGCUACGUGAUGGAUAACGAGUUUUUGUUUCUCGGAUCGUUAUUGGUCAAUAACGAAAAGUGCGACGUCAUAACUUUUCUGCUCAACAAGGAGUUUCUGUUCUACGUUGACUCUUCCGCUUCUUCCGCGGGAAACGCGGGGCUCGUCGGUGGGUCAGACCAAAACCAGUCGAAAAUCGAGGAGAAGUUGCGGAUAUCAAAUGCAAAAAUGUCUGGGUCUGGAAGGUUAGAACUUGUCAUGCUAAGUCUGAAUGAUGCAAAAAUCUGUGCUGCGUGAGUACCAAAAGCUGUCCGCUUUUGACCAAGUUGAGAGGGAGUUUCUCACGCAGGAAAGGCAUGAUAGAGACCUCAAAAAAUCUGUCAUGCUGGGUCUCGCAUUCCAGACCUCAUGGGUCAUGGAAAACCUGCAUCACAAAACUUGCAUUCUUCUAGACCCAGACAUUUUUACAAUCCAUAGCGGAUCUACCCGGUGUGCCGCAUUUCCGACAUCGAGAAGAUUUUGGUGCAUCUAUCCUGAGUAAAAACGUACCCACACCAGAGUUGUAAUGCAGAUUUGCAAAGACAGGGAGACUUGUAAUGCGCGUCCCCAUGUGAGCCAUUUUCAGUCGUGUUUUGGAAUUUGUGAUGCUGUGAACAGGAUGAGCACAUGAAUCUCUGAUGCGGCUGCACUUGCUAACCUGCACUACACUGCAUAGUGCAGCUUGUCAUGUGUGACUCACAAAACUCCUAGGUUUGUGUUGCAAAAUCCCCAUCCUGACUCUGGUGUGGGUACGUUUUUACUCAGGAUAGCAUCGCAUCCCCAGUAUCGGAACGAAGUCCUUGGCAACCGGGCAGAAGACUCCCGACACCUUCACGAUCAUCUACAAGCAGCACGUUUUGUCCGCGGAACAGAAGAACAAACUCGAUCCCUACAGCCAACAUUUGGGCCACGCGAAACACAACCAACGAUUCGUGAAUGUUUCCGGUGUGAAGACGCGGCACGCCACGCGAUUGCGACAGCUGCAUGGAGGAGCGCAUCUUCAUAGUCAGCAGGCGGGUAGUUCUUUCAUUAAGCCAGAAUUGUUUUACUACCCGGAUCCCAGGAAUCGGCUGUCCGAUUUCGACGAAAUCAACCGCGAACGGAAAGCGGCGUACACACCGAAAAUGUUCAUCACCAAGGAGGAGAUGUUAAACAAGCUACCCGUCGACGUCGGGUACAACAAAGCGCACAUGGUAUCAAACGCGAAUAUGUCUGGGUCUGGAAUGUUCUGAGAUUUGUCAUGCAGUUUUUCCAAACUCCGCCAAGUCUGGAAUGCAGGGCCUAGCAUUACAGGAUACGCAGCCCCUUUGUGAUGCUUGUUCUGCAUGAGAAAUGCCCUCUCAGCAUGACCAGAAGUGAGCACUUUUUGUAAGCCAUGCAACACAGAGAUUUUUGUAUGAUCCGCAACAUGCAUCACAAAUUCGCAUCCUUCCAGACCCAGACAUAUUUGUAUUUGACACAUGGAGGUGCAGUACAACGCGUAUAAGUACUAUGAGAGUGCACAAGUCCCCCUCCCCCUCAUUUGUCAUGCAACAUACCAAAUUCUCACCUUGCUCGUAAGCACCGUUAGCAUGACAAAUUUUGGAACUUCCAAUGGUACUACAAUCCGCAUGCAGAUUUGCCAUGCGAAAGCCCCUUUUCUGCUGUGGCUUGUGUUGCUGUUCAUGCAACACAAAUGAGGGGGAGGGGGAGUUGUGCACUGUCAUAAGUACCGAACGGGGAAGUUCGGGGAAGUGAAGCAGGUGGUGCGGACAACAGCAUCAGCCUCGUCCGAUAAAAACGGAGCAGUAGACCACAGACAUCAGAAGUUGUUCGAGUACACCCUUCCGGCGUCCAUCGACCGGGUUCCGUGGCGGGCAGAGAAUGGUCUGGGGUACAAAAUGGAUGCAAAGGACGACGAGUUUGCGCAGCGAAGUCGGUUUUUCGGAGAUGAUAGCGAGCAGGGUGGUCGUAUUAAGGAACGUGACAACUACG
Molecule: messenger RNA, 2343 nt
Organism: Amoebophrya sp. A120
Lineage: Eukaryota; Dinophyceae; Syndiniales; Amoebophryaceae
Source: the annotation of a GenBank genome assembly